CGCAUCUCGUACUUAGCUUUCCUUGCAGACAUUCUGUGCAAAAUCCCUUGCGCUUUUGUUUCUUUUGUCGUUAUGAAUCAAAAUCGCGCAAAUUUCCAAGGGCGGCUGGAUUUCAUCCGGAAUCUUCUGCGCGAACGGUUCGGCGGCGGCGAAGCCAGGAUCGAUCCCAUCCAAUACGACCCGGAGAGUCCUUUCAAGUACAACAACUUCGUUUACCACAUCACUCUGCCUUCGCCGCCGUCCGCUGCCCGAGAUAAUACCAGCAAUGAAACGAGUCUGCCGGGCACCGCGCCGCUAUCAGAGGGCGCCAAAGAGUUUAUCAUGAGGCUCACCAACCCUGACGCCGAGGGAAUGCAUGCGCAUACCCGAGUGGAAAACGAGGUCGCCAUUAUUUCUCUCGCUGCUGCUGCUCUCAGUGGCUUCAAACCACACGUGGUUCCUUCCGUGUACGGUUGGGGAAGCGCAGCCCCGCCAUCCUCGCAAGGCUGGAUCCUCCAGGAGCUGAUGCCUGGGGCAUCAGUGAGCGAAGCAUUUAACAGCAUGCCCCUCGGGGAAAAGAAAAGCAUCCUUGCCCAGAUGGCCGAAAUUCUGAAGGCCUUGCAAGACUUCCAGCUUCCGAGCAGCAUCGAGCAGUACGGCGGGGUGACCUUCGAUGGCACCGGCCAGAUUGUAAGCACAGCGAUGACGAGCGUAGGUAGUGGGCCUUGGCUGUUGUAUGAGGACUACUUCAGAGACCGACUUGAACGCGCUCUGCAACAAGCAGACAGCAACCCCUACAUCAAGGGAUGGCAUGCAAAUGGGGUGAGGAAACGCCUUGAAGCCUUCGUUGAGAGCGGCGUUCCGGCCCAGUUCAAGGCCCUUGAGUCUAGGGAUGAUAAGGCCAUUGUCCAUGCCGACUUCACUCCGGACAACCUGCUCUAUGAUGCUUCCACCCAGCGCAUCACAGCCUUGAUCGAUUACGACUUCGCUUGCAUACUGCAUCCAUCCUACGAAUUCCUGCGCUCCUUCAGCGGCGCUGGAGGCCAAUUUCAAGGCUGGUCGGAUAUUGAAUCCAGCGAACAGACAGCGUUGCGAGACGCAAAGCUUCAUGGCUUCCCCUUGGCACUGCCUGAGAACGCAGAGGACGGCGUGAAGUGGGAUGUUGCCAAGAUUUGGGAGGAUGAGUUGGAGCGCCUCGACGUACAGCGACCGAGAACUAUCAAAGGCAUCGAAAAGGUUGCAGAUGUUGAUGCUGUUCUUCGCUCCAUCUUACCUUGGCGCGUUACAAACUCGGAUGUCUUGCGGCUGCAAUCUGAGGCCGUGAUACUGAAAUGCAGGGACGAGAACGAGGCUCAGCUGGUCAAGUUGCUGGAUCAUCUGGGGUUUUAAUUCCUUGGAUUGGAGUAGACGGACGUGGAUGUUAGCCACUAGGGAUUGGAAGACAGUGGUAAACAUAUUAUCAGUGGUCCACCCUCAGAGGGUUACCAUCUAGUUUAUCCUGAGACUCUUUCAUUCACGAAUAUCCAAUAAGGACUGGCAUGGCCGUAGCUUUUAGAUCAUCCAAUAUAAUAUAUCUCU
This is a messenger RNA of Trematosphaeria pertusa, 1557 nucleotides long. RefSeq lists its product as uncharacterized. Lineage: Eukaryota; Fungi; Ascomycota; Dothideomycetes; Pleosporales; Trematosphaeriaceae. Bases 73 to 1368 code for a protein of 431 amino acids. The transcript is spliced from 3 exons. The record is from RefSeq and is a predicted model, not a curated record.